GGGGGGGGGCGGGUCAGACUGCUCACUACUAACCCCAGAGAAAUAAAAGGAAACACACAAACAAAACCUGCAGGAUCGGUUUUGCUUUCACAGAAAAUGAGUGCCUGAGGAUGGUACACUGUAAUCUUGUUUGAUGAGGAAACAAGUUCCCAAUGGUAAAGACUGUUUGAACAAAACCAGAAAUACAAAUGGGUUCCUUGAAAAAAACAAAAGACCUCUUCUAAAAAUAGAGAUGACAUACAGUGGGACUGUUGUGAGAUUAACUUGUAGACAGAGCCUGAUAGAUUUAGUGUAUAUUAGAUUAAAGCUUUUCAGCAGCGCUGAUCUACUGGCCACUUAACGCUGCCUUGUCUGGUUUCUCCUGAAAUCUGUGGCUGUGUGCCUAGUUUAGACAACUGUGCUGUCAACUGUGACCUGUGGGUAGUCAGGGAGAUGCUGCUUUCAGGUGCUGUCAGAAACCUGUCAACUCCCUUGUGUGCCUGCGCAAAUAGGUGAGGAUGGAUCGUCUUUGAUGGCUAUGCUCUGCAGAUGUGAUAACCACUGUCAGCCUAUGCAUUUUGCCAGGGAAAUAGAUUAAGUUGAGCGGGGAUCAAUCUAUUAUUGAGCGAACCUCUGAUGUAUGGCUGAAUGUUUGUGUGGUAGUUAGCACUGUCACUUCACAGCUGGGGAGCUCUUGGGGCCCGUAUGUGUAGAGUUUCCAUGUUCUUCUGGCGCUUUGACUUCCUACAAAAACAUGAACGUUAAAUUCAUCAGUGAUUCUAAAUUGCAAAGAUGCAGAGAUGGAUGGGAAAGCAAUGGCCGGGUGGAGGGGACAAAGGGGCUGCUUAAACUGGAAAUGCACAGCAAAUAUGAACAAAAUAUGACAAUAGUAAGAAAAUGUAACCCCUCCCUACAUAUUUAUUUUAGUGGCUACACAAACACGUGGAAACAUGAAGCAUUUUGUUUUAUUUGUAUGUUUUCGGAGCAAAACACAUGUUCACAGAUAGCCCUAAAAUGAAAACAUCUAAAAUAUAGUCACAAAUCUCCGUAAAUGAUGCACUAAAUACACUACUGUGCUGAAUUCAAUUACAGCCAGUAUAACAGCGGCAAAGGCCUCACUGCAGCCAUGCUCUUGCUUUUUCUUGUAUUUCCAUUGGAGUAGAUGCUGGCCGGACGUGUGUUUAAGUCGGUGUAAUAACUGACCCCUUCACCUCUAAAUUGUACAAUGACUGAGCUGCAUUCCACCUAAAACGCGAGCUGGCAAAGCUGUAAAGUGAAGCCGCCAGCAUCCGCUUUUAAAUGGCAGCAACUCAGACGAGUUUCGGAUGUACGUGACUGACUUGAAGGCAGCGCAAGCCCACAUAAUUCCCUUCUUCAGCACCAGGAACAGAGGGCCAGCCCGCAGAAGCCCUUCCGGAGGCUGAUAAUCCCCAUCUCCACACACGCAGCGUCAGUACUGCCAGGAAGGGGGUCGCCAUCACUCACCUUCCCCGGGAAACACAUUCUGGAAACUAAUGCAAUUUACGGCCGAGAGGUCCGCCCUCAGGAGAAGACAUGGAUGCCUGCGCCUCACCUCGUUCAUUGUGUAAAUAGCCAACCCUGACACCGAUAAGGCGAGUCUGUAUAAUGUGACGGUUGCUGCCGCCGCCUUUCGUCCACAGUUGGGAGAGACGACAGAAGCUCCUCGCGCGCGUUAUCUUCAUUCCAGCCGCAGCACCAUGGCGCGCGCGUGCCACCUGGCUUUAACUUUUCUGGCCGCGGCUCUUUGGCGGGUCGGCGGAGAGCCACCGACUCUGUUGUCCGCGACCCCGUUAAAUUCCACGUCCUCGUCGUCGUCGUCGUCGUCAUCGCUGUCCACCACCGGCCAAGGUGAAAUGACGAGGAACGCCACGGACGCCGCCGUGGGAUCCCGGAUUUCGUUCCUCGCGACGCAUCUGCCAACUCUGAAAAACAUCGUUAUUUUCGUCUGCGUGUUAACGGCCGCUGUCAUCACGUGUCUGGUCAUCAAGGUGAUCAGAUCUGGCCGGCGGAUCAGGAAGACGCGGAAAUAUGACAUCAUAACCACGCCGGCCGAGCGCGUGGAGAUGGCCCCCCUGAAUGAGGAGAACGAGGACGAGGAUGACUCGACCCUCUUUGAUGUCAAAUACAGGUGAAUCCAGAUGCGGACAUCUGCGUUUUUUUUCUCUUUUUUUAACUCCUGCCCUGCUCCUCAACUCAAGUCCUGUAAUUCCGCAUUGCCACUGAAGUCUUGUCCUAUCAGCGACUCCCGUUGCCUGUGCAUGGCUUUUAUCUGCGUCGAAGUGACUGGCGCCGUCCAGCUAUCGCCGUCUCCCGUCUUGCGAGGGCCUCUGUCAUGUGAUCCGAAUAACCUGCUCAGCUAUUCCCGAUGAUAUGGAUGAGCGGCCUCCACAUCGUUACCUCACAUGUCAGCUAACUGCCAGACUCCAGGUGGUCUGGAGACGAACGUUCUCCUUCACAGAGCAAAUUAUGAUGUUGAAAUGAUAUCAAAUAGUUUUUCAUACCUUAGCUACAGUCUGACGGGGAGAGUAGUUAACAGAGGACAAGUCUGCCUGCAAGCCAUUUUUACAAUGAGUGGGUCAGUCAAUGUAAGGAGUUAAUGAACCAGCGGAUAAUGUGCAGAAUUCUUUAGUCUGUAAAACUUACAAGUAUCUAUUAAGAUAUAGUAAAUGUUUUCAUGUUUUUAUUUUUAAUGUCUGACCUUCUAACCACUUUAUUGUGCUUAAACACUGUUAAAGGCUUUCUGUAUGAAGUCUGUUCAUAUUUUUUACUGUAUGUUGCUUCAGGUUUCGGUCUUACCUUUGCUGCUACAUCAGCUGACAUUUGAAGAUUUCACAUUGGACUCAAAAACUUUGAAUGCCAUCGUGAUACAUCGGUGAGAUAAAGUAUGUGUGCGUGCGGUUUGUUUUGAAUGUGAGUGCGUUAUUCAGAGUUAAUUAAGCGCGUCAGACUGUGACCCAUUUCAUUUAUUCACCGGGCCUACGACUGAGCGCUGGUCGGUCACAGGUUUACAGCGAGCCGCCCAGAUGUCCACUUUAGAGUCAGGAAAAGGUCAGGCUGGUUAAGAAAUGCUGGAAAUGAUCCACAGAGGCAUCAAACAGGAGGUGAACGCCUACUCGUCAUGUUAGGCCUCCACUGUCGGGCUUCACCAGAGACUCAGAAAGAAAACAAGUCCUGUUUUUUUUUUUGUUGUUGUUAUAAGUCAGUGUUAAAACGGGGAGAAUUUUCAAUGUAUGUCUUUAAUCGCCAGCCGCUGUCUGAAGGCAGUUCCAGGCGGAGCUGAGUGGGUUGUGUGGGUGACCUUCUGUUUAGAUCCAUGCUGGUAACUGAUCCUGCAGAUGACCUCGGUUCAGUGUGAGAAAAACGCCAACUGACUCAUGCAAAGCCCUUUUGAGCUUUUUCUGUCAAAGUAAAAAGAACACGGGGAGACUUCUCCGGGCUUCAGAAAAAGGUAGUCGACAUUUUCAGAUGGAGGUCGAUUAAAUGUGAUGUUUAACGCUCCAUGAAAUCUGAGUCAAGCGUAUUUUUGAUAGGAUCUUCUCCAGUACACCUUCAGCCAAAUGGGGGCAAUUUAGCUUGUUUUCCAGCGUGACCGCUUAUCAGAUCAGUGUUGUAACCUGUGUCAUUUUAGCAACUGCAGAUCCAUUUUUAUGCCUCUGCUCAGCGGGUCUCAGGAGACUUCCCCCCGGGUGAUGUCUGUUAUUUCAUCCUGUGUUGUGCGUGUAAAAUCGUGGAAAAAUCCUGCUUCUGUAAAGAUGCUAAUUGUAGACUUUUAUUUGUUUCGAAUCAUCUGCUACAGAAACUUGCUCUUGUAAAACAAACCAAAGUUGUGGCUGCGAAAAGAAAAAAGAACCGUUGUAUGUUAAAGCUGUUUUGGGGAGUUGACGGAAAACAAGCCUGACGCAGAUGUUAUGUGCACCCACUUCUGUUUCCACGUCUUUAAAACGCCACAGAAAAUAAAACGGCUUCCUUUGAAGAGUUCAACCUUUUAAAGGGUGAGGCUGGAAAUCUUUUCCCGUUUUGAUAUUUUGGGUUCUUUUUUUUCUUUUUUUUUGCCACAAAAAAAAAAAGUACAUUCACACUGUCAUAACAGCACGCUUCAUGUGUUCAUGACUAGUUUCAAGUAUUUGACAAAACUUUAGAUAUGAAUGAAUAUGUUGUAUUCGUUUAGACAAACAUGCAAAGGC
Menidia menidia (Atlantic silverside) is the source of this 4184-nucleotide messenger RNA. NCBI's taxonomy places the organism in Eukaryota, Metazoa, Chordata, Actinopteri, Atheriniformes, Atherinopsidae. The record is from the annotation of a GenBank genome assembly.